Molecule: messenger RNA, 686 nt
Organism: Yamadazyma tenuis ATCC 10573
Lineage: Eukaryota; Fungi; Ascomycota; Pichiomycetes; Serinales; Debaryomycetaceae
Gene: FIS1
Biological process (GO): peroxisome fission; mitochondrial fission; autophagy of mitochondrion
Cellular component (GO): peroxisomal membrane; mitochondrial outer membrane
Molecular function (GO): protein binding
Source: RefSeq, a predicted model, not a curated record
ACAUUUCAAACUAUCACCCCAUUCAAAAAGCUAUAACUUAUUCAUCAGAGAAACACAAAAUAACCAGUACUAUGUCUAACUUGCUCUAUCCCGCGUUGAAAGACUUCGAACAUACGAUCCCCAUAGAACGAUUAAAUGUCCUAAGAAAUCAAGUGGAAUCAGAAAACCCCGAUCCAUCGGCUGGAUCACUUUUCAAUUAUGCUUGGGGAUUAAUAAAGACCAAAGGUCACAAAUACAACCAAGAAGGAGUAGAAAUUUUGAAGGAGCUAUACAGAAAGGAGCCUGACAUCAGAAAAGACUGUUUAUACUAUUUAUCUAUGGGGUCAUUAAAGCUCGGGGAUUACACGAGCGCACGGCAAUACAUCGAGGAGUUGUUAAAGAUUGAGCCUGACAACAGCCAGGGCCAAGCCAUGAAAAACGUAAUUGAAGACAAGAUCACCAAAGAAGGUCUAAUUGGUCUUGGAAUAGCAGGAGGAAUACUUGCUGUUGGUGUGGGGAUAAUAGGUGCCCUCAUAAGAAGAAAGCGUUGAAGGGCGUUAGGGAUAUUUAUUACAUGUUGUUUAAUUGUGAAUGGUUUCAGAUUUUCCCAGGUGUUCUUACUGCUGGAUCACAUUUGAAGGCUCCAGUAAGCGAUCUAGGGGUUUUUAUGUACAAUGGUUAGAAAGCGAUGCUAUAUAAUGAAUGCG